This is a messenger RNA of Cariama cristata (Red-legged seriema), 1002 nucleotides long. Its product is annotated as E3 ubiquitin-protein ligase RNF167-like. The record is from RefSeq and is a predicted model, not a curated record. Gene Ontology annotation, cellular component: nucleoplasm; cytoplasm. NCBI's taxonomy places the organism in Eukaryota, Metazoa, Chordata, Aves, Cariamiformes, Cariamidae.
AUGAACCUUUGGCUCAAACUACUUUACUUUGUGGUUGCCACUGUGUUCUACAACCCUCCUCUUGCAGAAGCCUUUGGUUACGUGGCUGACAAUGACAGCUCCCAGUGCAUCGCUUAUAAAGCCGUGCCUGCGUGCUUUGGGCCACAACUCCUGGCAGAAGGGCUGACAGGGUAUUUGAUAAGGGUGAUACCACCAAAUGCUUGCCAUGCAAUAGAGAAUCCUCCAGCACCAAAGGCAGCCUCCGAGACGUAUAUUGCACUCAUACGGGGGUAUGACUGGUCUUUUGUUGAGAAAGUCCUUCAUGCUCAACAGGCUGGAUACCAAGCCGCUGUUGUGUACAAUGCGGAUUCAGAGGAACUGAUUACCGUGAUGGCUGAUGACAAAGAAAUCCAGCAGCUGAUCAAGAUACCAUCCCUCGUUACUGGACAAUCGGUCUCCCUCCACUUGCAAAGGGUUUUGCAGUGUGAGAAAGGGACAUGCAGACUUCUACCAGCCAAACAAUGUUCGGGUCCUUGUCAAGACAAUGCUAAAAUGCUGCAGGAAGCUUUCAGAAUGCAGAAUGUCAAGUAUUUCGGGUACAUAUUCUGUGUCAUUAUUGCCACUGUCUCAAUUAUGGUUGGCUUAAGCUGGUACAAGGCAAAGCUGCAUACUUACAAGCAGGGAGACAAAUACGAGAGCUGUGUGAUCUGCACGGCAGAGUACAAGGAAGGGGAACGCCUGAAGAUCCUGUCCUGUUCCCACUCUUACCACAGUGCCCGCACUGACAGCUGGUUCCGCACCCGGCCCCAGAAGACGCAAUGUCCCUUCUGCAAGCAGCUGGUGAGCACCUACGGGCAAGGUGACCUCCUGCCAGAGUGGGCUGGUGAAGAUGUGAACGAGGAGGGAGAGGACCAUGAAGACAAUGCAUUCAGAGAAGGGUACGAAGAUGAAUAUAUUGAAGAGGAGAAAGAUGAUGCAAGCACAGGGGAAGGGUUUGCUGCACUGGGGAACGGUAUCAUUUGA